Molecule: messenger RNA, 606 nt
Organism: Lactuca sativa (garden lettuce)
Lineage: Eukaryota; Viridiplantae; Streptophyta; Magnoliopsida; Asterales; Asteraceae
Product: glycine-rich protein
Source: RefSeq, a predicted model, not a curated record
GACUCCCAAACACCACUGAGUAUUUGCCAUUCGGUAAUCGGAUCAUAAACACCAAAUUUCACGCAUAGGAAAAUGCCCAACAGGAACAGCGACGACGACAAAGGCUUACUAUGGAAGCUGCCGGUGGCCUAUUCUAACAAACUUGGUAAGCUGGGCCCUGCGUUUGGUCUUGGCGCCGGUUGUGGUGUUGGUUUCGGUGUUGGACUGAUCGGAGGUGCUGGUUUGGGUCCUGGAAUCCCCGGUUUACAGCUUGGUUUUGGAUUUGGUGUUGGAUGUGGAGUUGGUCUUGGAUUUGGUUAUGGAGCAGGGAGAGGCAUUGCGUAUGAUGAGAAUAGGAAACACUCAAAUGUAGGGAGGUUAUUCAAUGGACCGGGCAGUAUGCCUACUCAGGAUGAAAUUGGUUAUCUCAUUGAGGAGGUUGUGGUGAACACCAAGAAGCUGAUCAAAGCAACUCACAAAGAGGUGGAAAAGUGGAGACGAUAUUAGCAGCAGAUUUGUCAUGUUAUUUAUAUGAUUCCUGGAUGUUUGAUAUGUACAUAAGAAGAUGUUUCUAUGUUUUGCAACUUUAAGUCCUUGAUUUUUUAAUAUGAUAAAACAGUAUGUGAA